Messenger RNA from Oncorhynchus keta (chum salmon), 1633 nucleotides. RefSeq lists its product as uncharacterized. The record is from RefSeq and is a predicted model, not a curated record. Bases 22 to 1461 code for a protein of 479 amino acids. Lineage: Eukaryota; Metazoa; Chordata; Actinopteri; Salmoniformes; Salmonidae. The transcript is spliced from 10 exons.
UCCGACCCUGUUCCUGGAGAGAUGCCCUCCUGGAGGUGUUCACUCCGACCCUGUUCCUGGAGAGAUGCCCUCCUGGAGGUGUUCACUCCGACCCUGUUCCUGGAGAGAUGCCCUCCUGGAGGUGUUCACUCCGACCCUGUUCCUGGAGAGAUGCCCUCCUGGAGGUGUUCACUCCGACCCUGUUCCUGGAGAGAUGCCCUCCUGGAGGUGUACACUCCGACCCUGUUCCUGGAGAGAUGCCCUCCUGGAGGUGUACACUCCGACCCUGUUCCUGGAGAGAUGCCCUCCUGGAGGUGUACACUCCGACCCUGUUCCUGGAGAGAUGCCCUCCUGGAGGUGUACACUCCGACCCUGUUCCUGGAGAGAUGCCCUCCUGGAGGUGUACACUCCGACCCUGUUCCUGGAGAGAUGCCCUCCUGGAGGUGUACACUCCGACCCUGUUCCUGGAGAGAUGGAGGUGUUCACUCCGACCCUGUUCCUGGAGAGAUGGAGGUGUUCACUCCGACCCUGUUCCUGGAGAGAUGGAGGUGUUCACUCCGACCCUGUUCCUGGAGAGAUGGAGGUGUUCACUCCGACCCUGUUCCUGGAGAGAUGGAGGUGUUCACUCCGACCCUGUUCCUGGAGAGAUGGAGGUGUUCACUCCGACCCUGUUCCUGGAGAGAUGGAGGUGUUCACUCCGACCCUGUUCCUGGAGAGAUGGAGGUGUUCACUCCGACCCUGUUCCUGGAGAGAUGGAGGUGUUCACUCCGACCCUGUUCCUGGAGAGAUGGAGGUGUUCACUCCGACCCUGUUCCUGGAGAGAUGGAGGUGUUCACUCCGACCCUGUUCCUGGAGAGAUGGAGGUGUUCACUCCGACCCUGUUCCUGGAGAGAUGGAGGUGUUCACUCCGACCCUGUUCCUGGAGAGAUGGAGGUGUUCACUCCGACCCUGUUCCUGGAGAGAUGGAGGUGUUCACUCCGACCCUGUUCCUGGAGAGAUGGAGGUGUUCACUCCGACCCUGUUCCUGGAGAGAUGGAGGUGUUCACUCCGACCCUGUUCCUGGAGAGAUGGAGGUGUUCACUCCGACCCUGUUCCUGGAGAGAUGGAGGUGUUCACUCCGACCCUGUUCCUGGAGAGAUGGAGGUGUUCACUCCGACCCUGUUCCUGGAGAGAUGGAGGUGUUCACUCCGACCCUGUUCCUGGAGAGAUGGAGGUGUUCACUCCGACCCUGUUCCUGGAGAGAUACCCUCCUGGAGGUGUUCACUCCGACCCUGUUCCUGGAGAGAUACCCUCCUGGAGGUGUUCACUCCGACCCUGUUCCUGGAGAGAUGGAGGUGUUCACUCCGACCCUGUUCCUGGAGAGAUACCCUCCUGGAGGUGUUCACUCCGACCCUGUUCCUGGAGAGAUACCCUCCUGGAGGUGUUCACUCCGACCCUGUUCCUGGAGAGAUACCCUCCUGGAGGUGUUCACUCCGACCCUAAUCUAGUGCACCUGAUUCUAAUAAUUAGCUGGUUGAUCAGCUUCGUUACAACUUGGAGUGAACCUCCAGGAGGGUAUCUCUCCAGGAACAGGGUUGGAGAGUCCUGCUCUAGGCUCAGUCCAACAGUGACCAGAAACCCACUGUGCAGGUGCACCAUAAUAUACAAGUUAACA